UUAUUUCAUCAUCCAUAAAGUGAAAGCUCACGCAUAGAGCCAUAUCGUCCCAAAAAAGAAGAAGAAGCAAAAGUCCAAAAAACACUCUCCUAAACAUUCUCUCUUUGUUCUUUACUCUCUCUCUCUCUGCCUUUCUCUUUGUCAAAGUUCAUGGAUGCUACGAAGUGGACACAGGGGUUUCAAGAAAUGAUAAACGUGAAACCAAUGGAUCAAAUGAUUUCAAACACCAACAACAACACAUCGCAACAACAACAACCAACAUUCAUCCCCACCACAACAAGGCCAAACCCCACCGUAACCAACGGCGGCUCCGCCGGAAACAACAACAACAAUACGGCUACUACGAUGGAAACUAGAAAGGCCAGACCACAAGAGAAAGUAAACUGUCCAAGAUGUAACUCAACGAAUACAAAGUUCUGUUAUUACAACAACUACAGUCUCACGCAACCAAGAUACUUCUGCAAAGGUUGUCGAAGGUAUUGGACCGAAGGUGGCUCUCUUCGCAACGUCCCUGUUGGAGGCAGCUCAAGAAAGAACAAGAGAUCCUCAACACCUUUAGCUUCACACUCCAACUCCAAGCUUCCAGAUCUAAACCCACCGAUUCUUUUCUCAAACCAAAUCCCUAAUAAGUCGUCAAAGGAUCUCAACUUGUUGUCUUUCCCGGUCAUGCAAGAUCAUCAUCAUGGUAUGUCUCAGUUUCUUCAUAUGCCCAAGAUCGAGAACAACAAUACAUCAUCCUCAGUCUAUGCUUCAUCGUCUCCUGUCUCUGCUCUCGAGCUUCUAAGAUCUAAUGGAGUCUCUUCAAGAGGAAUGAACACCUUCUUGCCCGGUCAAAUGAUGGAUUCAAACUCAGUCAUUUACUCAUCUUUAGGGUUUCCAACAAUGGUUGAUUAUAAACAGAGUAACAAUAACCUUUCAUUCUCCAUUGAUCAUCAUCAAGGGAUGGGAAAUAACACCAUCAACAGUAACCAAAGAGCUGAAGAUAAUCAUCAAGGGAUGGGAAACAACACCAUCAACAGUAACCAAAGAGCUGGAGAUAAUAAUCAUCAUCAUGCUGAUGACAUGAAUGGAGCAAGUAGGGUUUUGUUCCCUUUUUCAGACAUGAAAGAGCUUUCGAGCACAACCCAAGACAAGAGCCAUGGUAAUAAUACAUAUUGGAGUGGGAUGUUCAGUAAUACAGGAGGAUCUUCGUGGUGAAAAAGGUUAAAAAGAGAUCAUGAAAUUAUUGGCUUUUCUUCUCUUUUUUUCACCUUUUUAACUCCUUGUUUAUUAUAUAUUUACUUUGAUGAUCUUUUGUUCUUUCUCACAUGGGGUACUUUAGUUAAAGUUGUCAGGACUUAGUUUAUAGAUUGUCUUUUAUAUUCCUUUCUUUCGGGUGUUUUAAAUCGUAAUAGUGUGUGGUGAUAAUUUUCUUUCGUAUUGAGGAGUGAGUGCUGAGGGAUAUCGUACGAGGGUAGAAGAAUAAGUGAAUAUGAGGGGCAUUGUGUGUAACCAGUGAGAUCUGUAUUCAUCAUUUCUUCUAUUUGCAGAAGUAUUAAUUUGUGUAAUUCUUUCGUCUUUUAUUUUAAUCAGUUUAAUAUAUAUAUAUAUUUUAGUGGUGUAAACAUAAAGUUUGGUACAUUUUUAUUUUGGUUGAGUGA
This is a messenger RNA of Eruca vesicaria subsp. sativa (arugula), 1640 nucleotides long. The record is from the annotation of a GenBank genome assembly. Lineage: Eukaryota; Viridiplantae; Streptophyta; Magnoliopsida; Brassicales; Brassicaceae.